AUGUCCAAUAGAGAUAACGAGAGCAUGCUGCGUACUACAUCAAGCGAUAAGGCGAUCGCUAGUCAAAGGGAUAAACGGAAGUCUGAAGUUUUGAUUGCUGCACAGUCCCUUGACAAUGAAAUCCGCAGCGUAAAAAACCUAAAAAGAUUGUCGAUUGGGUCAAUGGAUUUACUUAUUGAUCCAGAAUUAGAUAUAAAAUUCGGUGGGGAAUCUAGUGGGAGACGAUCAUGGUCUGGCACGACAUCCAGUUCUGCGUCAAUGCCAAGUGACACAACCACCGUUAAUAACACACGAUAUAGCGAUCCAACUCCGCUAGAGAACUUGCAUGGGAGGGGUAACUCAGGGAUAGAAUCCUCCAAUAAGACUAAACAAGGUAACUACUUAGGUAUAAAAAAAGGUGUUCACUCUCCAUCCAGGAAAUUAAAUGCUAACGUAUUAAAGAAAAACUUAUUAUGGGUUCCCGCCAAUCAACACCCUAACGUUAAGCCUGAUAAUUUCCUAGAGCUUGUACAAGAUACUUUACAAAAUAUACAACUAAGCGACAAUGGUGAAGAUAAUGAUGGGAAUAGCAAUGAAAAUAACGAUAUUGAGGAUAAUGGGGAGGAUAAAGAAUCACAAUCAUAUGAAAAUAAGGAGAACAACACUAUCAACUUGAACAGGGGGCUGUCAAGGCAUGGAAACGCGUCACUAAUACGAAGGCCUUCAACAUUGCGGAGGUCAUAUACAGAGUUUGAUGAUAACGAAGAUGACGAUAAUAAGGGAGACAGUGCCUCUGAAACAGUAAAUAAAGUCGAAGAAAGAAUCUCCAAAAUAAAAGAGAGACCAGUGUCGUUAAGAGAUAUAACUGAAGAACUGACAAAGAUCUCAAAUAGUGCAGGACUAACCGACAAUGAUGCCAUUACAUUAGCCAGAACUCUUAGUAUGGCUGGUUCAUAUUCAGAUAAAAAAGAUCAACCACAACCGGAAGGGCAUUAUGAUGAAGGAGAUAUUGGUUUUUCAACUUCACAAGCGAAUACUUUGGAUGAUGGUGAAUUUGCCUCCAAUAUGCCCAUCAAUAAUACCAUGACAUGGCCUGAACGAUCGUCACUGAGAAGGAGUAGAUUCAACACUUAUCGAAUCAGGUCACAAGAGCAAGAAAAAGAAGUAGAACAAAGUGUGGAUGAAAUGAAAAACGACGACGAAGAACGUCUAAAAUUGACCAAGAAUACAAUAAAGGUCGAAAUAGAUCCGCACAAAUCCCCUUUUAGACAGCAAGAUGAGGAUUCUGAGAAUAUGAGUUCGCCUGGGUCAAUUGGUGAUUUUCAAGACAUUUAUAAUCAUUACAGACAGUCUAGUGGCGAGUGGGAACAAGAAAUGGGAAUAGAGAAAGAAGCCGAAGAGGUACCCGUCAAGGUUCGAAAUGACACAGUAGAACAAGACUUAGAGUUAAGAGAGGGAACAACAGACAUGGUAAAGCCAAGCGCAACGGAUGACAACAAAGAAACGAAGCGACAUCGUCGAAGAAACGGAUGGACAUGGUUGAACAAUAAAAUGAGCAGAGAAGACGAUAACGAAGAAAACCAAGGGGACGAUGAAAAUGAAGAAAACGUGGAUUCACAAAGAAUGGAGCUCGACAAUUCCAAAAAACAUUAUAUUUCUCUAUUUAAUGGCGGUGAGAAGACGGAGGUGUCAAAUAAAGAAGAAAUGAACAAUUCAAGUACUUCCACCGCCACAUCACAGACAAGACAGAAAAUCGAGAAAACUUUUGCGAACCUAUUCAGAAGAAAGCCACACCACAAGCAUGAUGCAUCAUCAUCACCCUCGUCGUCACCAUCAUCGUCACCAUCAAUACCAAAUAACGAUGCCGUGCACGUUCGCGUGAGGAAAAGCAAAAAGCUUGGUAACAAAAGUGGAAGGGAGCCGGUUGAACCCAUUGUGUUGCGCAAUCGCCCUCGUCCUCACCGUCACCAUCACAGCCGUCAUGGUUCCCAAAAAAUAAGCGUAAAAACCCUUAAAGAUUCUCAGCCGCAGCAGCAGAUACCAUUACAACCACAAUUGGAAGGCGCAAUAGAGAUAGAAAAGAAAGAGGAAAGCGAUUCCGAGAGCUUGCCCCAACUACAGCCGGCCGUUAGUGUAAGUAGUACCAAAAGUAACUCUAGAGACAGAGAAGAAGAGGAGGCAAAGAAAAAGAACAAGAAGAGGAGCAAUACGACAGAAAUUUCCAACCAACAACACUCCAAACACGUCCAAAAGGAGAAUACCGAUGAGCAAAAAGCUCAACUACAAGCUCCAGCUCAAGAACAAGUCCAAACUUCAGUCCCAGUUCAAGCUUCAGCCCCAGUCCAAAAUUCAGCCCCAGUCCAAACUUCAGCCCCAGUUGAAGCUUCAGCUCAAACUCAGGCUCCAGCGGCACCACCAUUGAAACAUACCUCCAUAUUGCCCCCAAGAAAGCUUACAUUUGCAGACGUCAAAAAACCUGACAAACCAAACUCCCCGGUUCAAUUCACAGACAGUGCCUUUGGGUUCCCACUGCCUUUGCUGACAGUGUCUACGGUUAUCAUGUUCGACCACCGUCUACCAAUUAACGUCGAAAGGGCCAUAUACCGGCUGAGUCACUUGAAAUUGAGCAAUUCGAAGAGGGGACUGCGCGAGCAGGUAUUACUAAGUAACUUCAUGUAUGCUUAUCUGAACUUGGUUAAUCACACUCUGUACAUGGAGCAGGUAGCCCACGACAAAGAACAACAACAACAACAACAACAACAACCCUGA
Molecule: messenger RNA, 2748 nt
Organism: Saccharomyces cerevisiae S288C
Lineage: Eukaryota; Fungi; Ascomycota; Saccharomycetes; Saccharomycetales; Saccharomycetaceae
Gene: ZDS1
Product: Zds1p
Exons: 1
Coding region: 1-2748 (915 amino acids)
Cellular component (GO): cytoplasm
Source: RefSeq, marked reviewed